Molecule: messenger RNA, 2110 nt
Organism: Ceutorhynchus assimilis (cabbage seed weevil)
Lineage: Eukaryota; Metazoa; Arthropoda; Insecta; Coleoptera; Curculionidae
Source: the annotation of a GenBank genome assembly
AUUCAUAAGAAAAAAAUACAAAUAAAAAAAACAUCAAAUUUUCGCCCCUUUAAAAAAUUCUACUUCAUACAUUACAAAAUAACUAAAUUAUUAUUAAAAUAUUCAGACAAUGUUUCGGUCCACUGCAGGCUUUGAUAAACUUCUAGAUAAAGCUACGAGUCAUCUAUUGAUGGAACCAGAUUGGCCUUCCAUCCUGCAAAUUUGCGAUUUGAUAAGGCAAAACGAUAUACAGCCAAAAGUUGCUCUGGCUGCAGUUAAGAAGAAACUGGUCGCUCCCAAUCCUCAUUCUGCUUUGUACGCCUUGCUGUGUCUCGAGAGUAUGGUAAAAAAUUGUGGUGCUCUGAUUGUUCAAGAACUAACUUUAAAGCCCAACUGCGACUUCUUGCACGAACUGGCAAAAACCAGCCAACACGAAAACGUCAAACAAAAAUUGCUCGAGCUGAUUCAGACAUGGAAUUUUGCUUUUAGGAAGAAUCCGAAACACAGCAACUUGCAGGAUUUGAUGGCCGCAAUGAAAGCGGAAGGCCACAAGUUUCCAGUGCUACGAGAAAGCGACGCCAUGUUUGCCGCAGACACUGCUCCCGAUUGGCGCGACGGCGAUUCAUGCCACAGAUGCCGCGUACAAUUCACUUUGCUUCAAAGAAAACAUCAUUGCAGGGCUUGUGGUCAAGUUUUCUGCAGUCAAUGUACCACAAAAACAACAACCUUACCAAAAUUCGGCAUAGAAAAAGAAGUAAGAGUGUGCGACACUUGUUUCGAGAAGGCCACCAAGCCUGUAACUGCUCCAAAGUCGCCCAAACAAGAAUACGAACUGCCUCCCGAAUAUUUGAGCAGUUCUUUGGCCCAACAAAGUCAAGAGCCGCCUCGCAAAUCUGAAGAAGACCUAAAAGAAGAAGAGGAAUUGCAAUUGGCUCUGGCUCUUAGCCAAUCCGAGGCCGAGGCUAAGGAAAAAGAAAAACUUCGAGUCACCAAUGCGUUGCUUAACAAUUCAUUCAAAAAAGAACCAGAGCCUGUUGUGGCUCGCCGUAGUCCAUCUCCACAGCCUGAAGAACCACAAACUACAAACAAUCCAGAGCUCGAUCGUUACUUGAAUCGCUCUUAUUGGGAAUCUUUACAAAACAAUGAUUCCAAAGACAGGCCUACUAGUCCUUCAGCCCCCUCACCAGCUUCAUCAAUUAUAAGCAACAAUGAACCACUCAAAUUUAUUAAAGCCAAAGAAAACGGAGUUGGUGAUCAUGCUUUGGAAGAAUUCACUACAACUCUCAAAAGCCAAGUGGAAGUUUUCAUAAACCGCAUGAAAAGCAACUCUAGCAGAGGCAGAUCAAUCGCCAACGACAACAGCGUCCAAACUCUAUUCAUGAGCAUAACAAAUAUGCACUCAAAAUUGCUCAGAUACAUUCAGGAUCAUGAUGAUAGAAGAUUGCAUUAUGAAGGCUUGCAAGACAAACUAACUCAAGUGAAAGACGCCAGAGCUGCUUUGGACGCUUUACGCGAAGAGCAUCGCGAAAAGCUUAGACGCGAAGCCGAAGAAAUCGAACGCCAACGCCAACUGCAGAUGGCGCACAAACUUGACAUCAUGCGCAAGAAAAAGCAAGAAUACUUGCAGUACCAGCGUCAACUGGCCUUGCAGCGCAUCCAAGAGCAAGAGCGCGAAAUGCAAAUGCGCCAAGAGCAACAGAAACAGCAAUAUUUAAUGGGCGGAGCUCCGCAGUUUGCUGGCUACGUGCCACAAUAUCAACCGCCUAAUUCGGCUCCACCUGGCGGGUACUACGGGCAAUAUCAAAUGAUGGGGCCGCCUCCGAAUUCCGCUCCGCCGAAUAUGGCUCAAAUGGGUCCACAUCCUCAAGCUUUUCCGCAGCAAGCUGGGCAAUUUAAUCCUCCUCCUGGUGUUAUGGUGGUACCCAAUCCUGUGAUGGCACAACCAGGACCACAAGGUCCUCCUCAAAUGGGAUUUCCGCCACAGGUUGUUCAAAAUCAGCCGCCUCCUCAAAAGAGUGAUGAACAAGCACAAACUGGAGAAUUGAUAAGUUUUGAUUAGAAGAAAAUAUUUAAGCCCCCUUUAUAUUAUUAUUAUUAUUGUUGCGCUAUAUAGACGUUAAUUAAACAUGCA